AUGGCAGUAGACCGCGUCCAAACGGUACACAGGGGACAGUCGGUGGAGUUCUCUGCGGAGUAUUCCGUCCAGAUUUCUGGGGAUACCGAUCCACGUGGCCGGGUUCGGACGGGAGGGGUCACUGUGUCUGAGACCCGGUGCUGCCACUGCGUACCGCGCGCCGUGCGUCUCACCUUUACGCCCGACUCACUGGAGAGACUUUACCAAAGCUAUUUCCGCCGGCAGAGACAAAAGAGUCUGUUGGUGAUGGUCAUGUUUGCCGCCCUUUUCAACAGCUUCAUCAUCAUCAUGUGCGCUGUAGUUUAUACGCAGGAUAAAGUGGCGAUGAUAGUCGUAGCAGCGGCGGGUUUAGCCGCAGACAUAGUUUUGUACGUUUUGUGUUACUUUCAAAAACUUCCCUCAUCACCUGUUCUACGCGGAGCAGUGCCAUACGUCCUGUGGCUUAUGAUAAGUGUGCACGUUUUGUGUUACUUGGGGCUAAACUAUGAGCCAGCCCCUCACGCCAGUAACUCGGUGGGAUGGCAGGCCUUCUUCACCUUCUCCACCUUCCUGACGCUGCCACUGAAGCUCGUGCCGCUAAUCCUGCUCAGCGCGGUCUCCUGUGGGGUGCACGUGCUCGUGCAGGGGGUCACUGUGGCCCAGAGGUUCAACGAGAACUUGCAGGGGCCUCUGCUGGUCAGACAGCUUCUAGCUGAUGUGAUGCUGUACCUGUGUGCGGCCACAGUGGGAGUAAUGUCAUACUACAUGGCAGACAGGAAAUACAGGACAGCUUUUCAGGAGGCACGCCAAUCACUGGAAGUCAAGCUAACGCUGGAGGACCAGAGCACUCAGCAG
Molecule: messenger RNA, 834 nt
Organism: Boleophthalmus pectinirostris (great blue-spotted mudskipper)
Lineage: Eukaryota; Metazoa; Chordata; Actinopteri; Gobiiformes; Gobiidae
Product: adenylate cyclase type 3-like
Exons: 2
Biological process (GO): adenylate cyclase-activating G protein-coupled receptor signaling pathway; cAMP biosynthetic process
Molecular function (GO): adenylate cyclase activity
Source: RefSeq, a predicted model, not a curated record